AUGUCCGAACAAGCACCGAAGCCGAACACAAUGGCAGAUGUCCUUUCAAUGUUGCCAGACAAGCGCCCAGUUCAAAUUCAAAUUUUGAAUUUGAAAGCUCAUCUGACAAACACCGUUAAGACUCUCCAAAGUAGUCUUAUGGAAGAGAUGAAGGGACUUAAAGGUGAGUUCCUCAUGAACCAAGCUUCCAAUGAGAAAGUCCUGAAUGAUUUGACGGAAACCUUGCGCAUUUACGCGAGAGAGAACCGAGACCUUGCCAGACUCAUCUACCGUUUCUUCGAAGAGAUAGACGCCAUCUGGAAGGUACUCGGAAAGGACAGAACCUCCAACACCGUAUUCGUGAGUACCAAAUUGAAGAAGGUAUUAUCAAAGAAGAGGAAGAAGAGGAAGAAGAGGAAGAAGAGGAAGAAGAGAAACACGAAGAAGAGGAAGUUUGGGCAACCCUUGUUGCCGAUGA
Trichomonas vaginalis G3 is the source of this 457-nucleotide messenger RNA. RefSeq lists its product as uncharacterized. The transcript has a single exon. The record is from RefSeq and is a predicted model, not a curated record. The annotation marks the transcript as partial. Lineage: Eukaryota; Parabasalia; Trichomonadida; Trichomonadidae.